Messenger RNA from Aspergillus homomorphus CBS 101889, 1489 nucleotides. Its product is annotated as phytanoyl-CoA dioxygenase. Bases 329 to 1381 code for a protein of 350 amino acids. The record is from RefSeq and is a predicted model, not a curated record. NCBI's taxonomy places the organism in Eukaryota, Fungi, Ascomycota, Eurotiomycetes, Eurotiales, Aspergillaceae. The transcript has 6 exons.
AUGGGAAGACGCUUUAUGAGAAUAUCUGCCUCCACCUCGGGACCUUCUUGUCUAGUAUGUCCUGUGACCUCGGUGCUUCAUCUCCGCCGAGGAGGGGCCGAGCGGGUGCUCGGGGGCCUCCGAGCCCUAACCUCGGCGGAGCUCGGGGGUGAUUCAGUCAGCCUCAGUUACUGAACAGAGCACUUCAAGGAGGAAAGAAAGAAUAUAUACUAUACGUUCUCCAUCAACCUGAAUUCCCGUCUUACUGACCCAUCAAACCGAACGACCAUCAACACGAAGCCAUCAACACGAAGCAUACCUGAACAAUAAACCCAACCCAAUCAUCAAAAUGUCCACCACAACCACCACCACGGCAUCCACAACUACCAUCACCACCGAACCCCCCAAAUCGAAAUACACCGGCGCCAACCGCAUGACCUUCGACGGCAACCCAACCUCCUACAACGACUUCCGCGACGCACUCAGCCGCGACGGCUACGCGGUGAUCAAGGGCGCGAUCCCGCGGGACCGGGCGGAGAAAUACGCGGAUGCAUUUCUGGGAUACAUGGAGGGAUUCAACCUGGGAUAUGACCGGCAUAACCCCUCGACCGUGCGACGGGACAAGCUACCCGUGCUCAACGAGAAGGGCAUGAUCCAGUCGUACGGGGUGACGCACGAGCAGUGGGUGUGGGAUAUCCGGGGUGAGGAGGGGGUGAUUGAGGCGUUUGCCAAGGUGUAUGACGAUGAGGAUCUGAUUGUUUCGUUUGAUGUGGUGAAUGUUGGGUUUGUCAACCGCGAGGACCUACCUGAGAACAAACCCUGGCCACACCAAGACCAAGACCCCGCCAAACCCGGUUUCCGGUGCCUACAAGGCCUGGUGAACCUGCACCCGAGCGGCCCCAACGACGGCGGCCUGAUCGUCUGCAAGGGCGGACACAACCUGAGCGCGCAGUUCCACGCGGAGAUGGCGGACGAGCCGCGCAUCCCGGCGUGGACGCCCGAGUGGUUCGGCUUCACGGAUAACGGCAUGAAGUGGCUGGCCGACCACGGCCUGCAGUGGGAGAAGGUGUGCUGCGACCCCGGCGACCUGAUCGUCUGGGACUCGCGCGUUCCGCACUAUAACGUCCCGCCGACGGGGAGCGUGGAUCGGUUGGCGGUGUAUACGUGCUAUAUGCCUGUCAAGGAAGCCAGUAAGGGGGAUUUGGUGAGGAAGAGGGAUGCUUUUGAGCGUCGCCUGGGAACCACGCACUGGCCGAAUGCCGUGCAUGUGGCGCCGACGAAUAUCGCGACCAGAGAUGGCAAGCCUUGUCCUGUUGCGCGGGAGAGGCCGGUGCAGGAGCCUGUGCUGAAUGAGCGGACGAUGAAGUUGACGGGGAUUCCGUAUUUGGAGGCUAUGGCUUAGUUGGUUUAUCAAGGGAUUUGGGGGGUUGUUGUUUCUUUUGUCGGUGGUGAAUGGUGAGCUGGUUGCUGGGAAGCUGAAAGACAGGGGGGGGGGGGUUCUCCCCCCAAA